This is a messenger RNA of Apiotrichum porosum, 2841 nucleotides long. RefSeq names its product Platinum sensitivity protein (gene PSY2). Gene Ontology annotation, molecular function: protein phosphatase activator activity. Gene Ontology annotation, cellular component: protein phosphatase 4 complex; nucleoplasm. NCBI's taxonomy places the organism in Eukaryota, Fungi, Basidiomycota, Tremellomycetes, Trichosporonales, Trichosporonaceae. The record is from RefSeq and is a predicted model, not a curated record. The coding region runs from base 1 to 2841 and encodes 946 amino acids. Gene Ontology annotation, biological process: DNA damage response; protein dephosphorylation. The transcript is spliced from 9 exons.
AUGGCCAACCUCGAGCAGACGCGGUCUUCAGCCGACGUUCUUGCAGACGAAGUGGAGGCAGACCUUGCUCGUGAAGAGAACCCUGGUUCAUCGGCCACGUCUGGUUCAAGCUCUGCGGAAUCUCCCACCAGGCAGGACGAUGACGCUCUGACCGAUGCCAUGGAUGUGCAGCCCGACGACUCGGCUGACUCGGCGGAAGACUUGAUGCUUGGGGAUGCAGACCAAAACAUUGGCAAACGCGUCAAGGUCUAUGAGCUCCGCGAUCAGGCGUGGUUUGACCGCGGAACUGGUCACUGCAAGGGGGUCUAUGACGACCAGAAUGAUGUGGCGCUUCUGAUCGUGGAGGCCGAGGACCCAGCCGAGGGAGCACAAGGCGAAGAUGGUGAUGGGCCUGGAGGCUUUCUCAAGGACGACCUGCUUCUCAACACACAGGUCUCCAAAGAUGAACAGUAUAGCCGUCAGCAAGAAACACUUAUUGUGUGGACGGACCAGGCUACUCAAUUAGACAUUGCCUUGUCGUUCCAGGACCCCAAGGGCUGUGACGACAUUUGGCAGUUUAUCAUGGAAGUUCAGAAGCAUCUCAGCAACCAGAUUGGCGACGAGCCCAAGCUGGCAAUGGCGUCUUCCUCGUCGCCUAUGGGCGGCUCACCUCUGCUCGGUCCAGCAUCAACCGCAAUGGGUGCCAUGGCUCGAGAUCAUUGGCAGCCUCCGUCUCUCGCAAACAUCAAGGAGCACGAGAUGUGGCUUCGUAUGCAGGCCAAGUCGGCUGCUGGUCGCGAGCGUGCAGUGGAGAACAUUAUCGGCGAGCUGAUCGGCGUGCUCAGCCAGGCUGAGGAUCUUGAGAGUAUCAACGAUCUGCAUGCCCUGUGCUCCUUAAUGCAGACCAUCCUCAUGUUCAAUGACAACGGCAUCUUUGAGUAUAUUCUGCAAGACGAGAUCUUUAUGGGUGUCCUUGGCAUGCUGGAGUACGACCCCGAGUUCCCGACCUUGAAAGCAUCGUACCGUGCCUUCUACACCCAGUUCUCCAAGUUCCGACAGGUUGUCGAGAUCAAGGACGAGACAAUUCGCAACAAGAUUCACCAAACAUCCAGGUUACUGUAUCUCAAGGACGUUGUGCUCGCGAGGAUGCUCGACGACCCCACGUUUGGCAUUCUCAACAGCUUUGUCUUCUUCAACCAAGUUGACAUUACGACAUAUAUCCAGUCCGAUGAGGUGCUACUUCACGACCUCUUUGUGGAUUUCCGUACAGAUCCAGACGACCCGGCCAAGGCCGCCAAGAAGCGCGACCUCGUCCAGUUUCUCCACCAGCUCAUGGUCAUGGGUAAGGGGGUGCAGGUACCCAACCGUCUUGCGCUGUACCGUACCCUCUUGGACCGUGGUCUGCUGUUCGCCUGCGAGUGGGCGUUUGGACAGCGUGAAGCGACCAUUCUCCACGCAGGUGCUGAAAUCUUGACUCUGGCCGUUGAGCACGACGUGAAUGCUGUUCGCCUUCACGCUCUUCGCGAAGAAGAAAUGUCCCGUCGUACGCUUGUUGUUGAGAGCAUUGGUCUUCUUCAGUCAACGUCCGAUCAAGGCCUCAUCCAGCAGAUGACCGAGACCCUGAAGACGUUGCUGGAACCUGGCGCCGAGGCAGAGGCGUUUGGUCGUGCCAAGGAGCUGUCAGUGGCCGACACCUUUACACAGUACUUUUACGAUCUCUGUGCUGCUCCCUUGUUUGGCCCUCUUUCCGAACUUCCAGAGCUCAAGGACUUGAACGUCGAGCGCGUCCCCCUUAUCAACACUCUGGUUGACCUGCUUUCGUACUGCGUCGCCGUGCACGCACACCGUGCGCAGUACUAUAUCCUCUCCAACCCCUUGGCGCAAAAGGUGUGCUCUCUCAUUUAUGCCAGGGAGAAGCCGCUUCGCCAUGCCUCUUUGCGGUUCAUCAAGGCUUGUCUGCGUACCAACAACCAUUUCAUCCACCGCAACUUUGCCAAGAAUGGCGUCACAAAGGCCAUUCUCGACCUCGUGCUGCGGGAGACGGACCGGGAUACCAUGUUGAGCUCGGCAUGUCUCGACACUUUGGAACUGAUCCGCAAGGAGAACAUGAAGCCCAUUAUUGUCGACAUGUUUGAAAAGUACGAGCCGGUCAUGACACGGCUGGCGGAACGACCAUUCGUUCGAUCCUACGUCAUGGGUCUCCGCAUUCGCUGGGACCAGUACAAGGAGCCCCCACCUCCCCCUCCUCCUCAGACAGCCGAGUCCAGCAAGGCACGCACAGUCGCCGAGGAAGAAGACGCGUGGUUUCAGCAGUCCGACGACGAAGACGCCAACGGAGGAGACACCAGCACCUCGGACUCGUCUAGCGAAUCGCAGGUCCCGGCCAAACGCAAGCGCGUGUUCCAGGCCACAGGUCCGUCCCCCAAGCGGCCCUCGCCUUCAAAGCCAACACCAGCACUUGGACUCGACUAUGACGACGCGUCGGACAGUGAGGGAUCGACAGACGGCGAAUCGCCCAAGGCAACCGGCCGUCGCCCAUCGCCCUCCAUCGACUCGACCGAGACAGAACACCUUGCCGAGGAGCUGACCGACGUCGAGCAAAAGGUCCGCGCCAAGCGGAUGCGUAACGAAGAGGAAGAGGAAGAAGCCGGAGGUUUUGCAGACCUGGUCAAGGGGGUGAAGAAGGGCGGGGCAGGGAGUGCAUCGGGCGGGCCACAAGCAUCGGCAAGGACAGUGAAGGAGGAGAAGGAGAGCACAGCAGAAGGGGCCGCAAGCGGCGGCAGCGGGGGUGGCAAGGAGAAGAAGAUCCGUCUGAGUCUCAGUGGGCUGAGCAAGAAGUUUGGAGGGAGCAAGGCGCAGUAG